AUGCGACCUAUACUGGUAUUUCUAAUAUUUUGCCUUAUAUUUUGCAAAUGUGCCUUAAUCGAUCGACCCGAUAUGGAAGCAAUUUUAAGAGGAGAAUUCCACGAUGAAACCGGAGUGAAUAAUGUGGAUUAUGAAGACGAUUCACAUAAUUUAACAGAUUAUGCAAGUCGGAAAAGUAGCGAUGAUGAAUAUAAUCAAAAAGGAAAAUCGAAUAUUAAUAAAAGUGGAGAAGAAGUUGAAGACAAUUCGAAUAGUAAUGAAAAUAAUGUGAAAGAUGAUAUAAGUGAAGAAAGAGAACGAGAUGCUGUAGAUACAUCAAAUUUGAAAGCAAUAACAGCUUUGAAAGUCGAGAAAAAACAAGAUGAAAUUGUGACAGUUAUUAAUAAAGCUUUCAACGACAGGAAGACUUUCAAAUGUCCUCGGACAAAAACCGAACUGUUGACUGGAACAUCGGUUGCGGAUUUGAGUCCGGAAGAUAUUACAAUAAUUGCGGCGAUGGGUGAUGCAUUGGCAACGGGAAUUGGUCUUUGGCCGAAUGCGGAUAUUGAGUUUAGAGGAGCUUCGUUUCCGCAUGGUGGCGAUUCGACGAUUGAUGGAUUGGUCACGAUUCCGAGUGAGUUUUGAGGGGAAAUGAGUAUAACUUUUUGCCCUAAGAAUCCACGUCGCAAUAUUCUGAAUUUCAGAAAUUCUCACCAAAAAGUUUCGUUUAAAAAAUCUACACGGAAAACCUCAAAAAUUUUCUAGGCAUAUUUUAUAUCAAAAUGUUCAAAAUUUCGCCUCAAAUAAUCCAAUCCACGUUUUGCAGACAUUCUGCGUGAAUUCAGUCCACAUUUAUCCGGAGAAUCACACGGAAUGGGUUCAAAUCUUCCCGACAAUCAACUAAACACCGCUCGAAGUAAUGCAACUGUUGGCAGUCUGCCAUCACAAGCUCGAGAAUUAGUUCGACGACUCAAAACAUCGAAACCAAAUUAUGGAAGAGAAUGGGUUAUGGUAAUAAUUACAAUCGGAACUGAGGAAUUAUGUUGGAGUUGUCGUGGACCAGAUGAAUAUCCAAUUAAAGAAUCGAUUCAAUAUUUACAAACACAAAUUCCGAAAGCUUUGAUUGUUUUGUUGGGACCAUUACAUGUUUCGGAUGUUCAUUUGCAGACUGUGAAUUUGGUUAAGUUAGUGGAGUUUGGGAGAGGGCGAGGGGUUUGGAGAAUUUUAUACCAAAUAUCCUGAAAUCCACGUGGCAAAAAAUAUUGGAUUUUUGGCGGGAUAUUGUUGAUAUUUGAGCUUCAAAUUUUGCUAUGUGGAUUUUCAGCGAAAAAUUUUCAAACUAAAAUUAUUUCAUUAGAUAUUUGGAGACCCAAGAAUUCACUGAAAUUUUUAAUGUUUUCUUGGGAUUAUUCACACGAAACAAAUAGUUUGAAAUUGAAAAAAAUCUAAAUUAUGUUCAAGGUGUUUGAUUUUAAGAUUUGAGUUUUAUUUUAAGAAGAUAAAAAAAUCCAAAUCUCCUAUCCCAAAAUCAUAUCCACAUUAUUUUUUUGCAGAGAUCGUUGCCCAUGCUCAAAAAACAAAACCGAUGGCUAUAUGAUCGACAUUUAUCGCGAAUGGACACGCGUCUUCAAAAACAUUCAAAAUUUCGUCGAAAAUGGCGAAACUUCUCGACCAACUUUCGGAAUGGUUUCAUAUCCAAUGAUUACUGUCGUUUCUCGAUUUCCCAGAGGUCUUUUCAUUUUCGAUAAACCGUUUUUGAAUCGACGUGGACAUAAUUAUGCAACAAAAUGGUUGUGGAAUCGAUUGAUUGGAGGCGAUAAAUAUAAUUUAUCAUCGGCCACACUUUCACAGGAUAACUAUUUUUGCCCGUCGCAGGUUGGAUUUUGAAAUGGGGAUUUUUUAAGAAAAUUGCGAUUUUUUGACACCAAACAUGAUAUAUCUUAUAUUUUUAGCCUAAGGUUUCUAAGAUUAUGCCUCAUUCUAGAUUUUUCGAUAAGCUCAAGGCUUUGAGCUAAGCCUAAGCUUCUGAAAUUUCAGAUUUAUUUUUCUCUAGUCCUUUUUUGGUAAGUUUUUGUUGUAAAAUGUAUAUUCAGCAUGUUUUAUUUUUUUUUGGUUUUAGUGCUUUUUUUUGCAAAAACCCAGCUGAAUUUUGAGCCCAAGUAGGGUUGGAAAAACAGUGUAUUUGCGUACACGGAUACACGCGCAGCCAAAUACACGAAUACACGGAUACACGAAUACACGAAUACACGAAUACACUGUACACGAAUACACGGUUUUCUUCUCUUCUCAAGCAAUUCAGAAAAAAGCGUGUAUUCGUGUAUUCGUGUAUUCGUGUACCGUGUAUCGAGCGCGUGUAUUCGUGUAUUUUUUUCCAACCCUAAGCCCAAGUCUAAACUCAGCUCCAUUUUUCCAGGGUUGCCCAUAUUUCCGAACAUACGCGAAUCGUGUUGGCUGCCGUCCAGUCACUUUUGAAGAAGCCGAAGAGAAUCAAAUCGAAAUCAGCGAAAACGGAAAAUUGGUUCGAACGCCCAAAAGAUCGAGGAGAUUUUUGUACACCGUGACUGGAGUUGUGCUAUUUUCCGCGUUUUGUGUUGUUGGCAUUUUGGCCACGAUUUUUUAUCAAAUGAGUAAAAUGGUGGGUUUUUUUGGGUCUCUAUAAUUAUAAGUCUAAGCCUAAGGAUCUUGCUAAGCCUGACCUUAGUCAUCAUUAUUUUAAAUUGAUUUUUCCCAGGAUGAUCAUGGCCGAUUUGAAAUUGUCGACGAGCAGACCAAAAAAUUUGAAGAGGCUCAAAAAGAGGAGCAAAAAGCACUGCUGACCAGACAGAAUACCAGAGCACAAUCCGAAUUGGUCAGUUUUUUCGGGGUCUAAAUUCACCCAAAAAUAUGAAAUUGUUAGGUCCUGAAUACUGUACCGCUUCAACAACUUGGCGGAAGACACAAAUCCUUCAGAGGAACUAUUGAGGAUAGUGAUGAUUAG
Molecule: messenger RNA, 2956 nt
Organism: Caenorhabditis angaria
Lineage: Eukaryota; Metazoa; Nematoda; Chromadorea; Rhabditida; Rhabditidae
Source: the annotation of a GenBank genome assembly